This is a messenger RNA of Venustampulla echinocandica, 3312 nucleotides long. RefSeq lists its product as uncharacterized. Gene Ontology annotation, molecular function: structural constituent of nuclear pore. Gene Ontology annotation, biological process: poly(A)+ mRNA export from nucleus; protein import into nucleus. The coding region runs from base 1 to 3312 and encodes 1103 amino acids. Gene Ontology annotation, cellular component: nuclear pore. The transcript has 2 exons. The record is from RefSeq and is a predicted model, not a curated record. Lineage: Eukaryota; Fungi; Ascomycota; Leotiomycetes; Helotiales; Pleuroascaceae.
AUGUCACUCUUUGGAGGAUUGAACCAGGGCGGGAUCACCAACUCGUCGUCGCAAGCCGGCAGCCUGUUUGGUGGACUGAACUCAAGACCUCCGGCAUCAAGUACUGGCGGUGGAUUGUUUGGGUCUCUGGGUUCGACGGCUACAUCGCAGCAGCAACCGCAGGGAGGCGUGCCAGCUUCAUCGCAGUCGAAACCGUCGAGUCUCUUUGGGGGUAGUUUAGGAGGGAGCACAUUAGCUGGUAGCGGAGGAUUUGGGGCCAGCACACAGCCAUCUGGUGGUGGUCUUUUUGGAGGAGGUACUACGUUGGGAUCGAAUUCGCAAACCCAACAGCCCAGUGGAGGACUUUUCGGGACAACCCAGCCACAAGGCUCGGCAUCUGUUUCUACAUCCCAAGCCGCCGGUCAACAAUCGCAGCAGAGUGGCCAGAACCACGCUUAUUUCGAUUCCAUACUGGAGAAGAGUCGGAAGAGGAUGUACGAUGAUACAGCUGGGGAGGGGCUGCCACAACUUCAGCUCGGGUUAGGAGAUCUUCGACAGCGGAUGAGGAGCCUGGGUCCGGGGGCACCAGAUCGAAGCGUGGAUGGCAAGGCGCAUUAUCUUCUUGCUGCUUCCGGUGUCGAUCCAGGAGCAGCAGUGAGAGAUUUGAAUCUUUUCAGCGCAGCAACUGGGAAAGCUGAGAGGGUACCGGCUCAACAGGCUGCUGAUACGGAUGUGGAAGGCUAUCUCGCAAACAUACAGACGCAAAACACACUGAGCAUGAUCUCUGAUGGCCUAGCACGAUCUACUCGCGAUUUCGACGCCUUCUUAGAAGAUAAUGUGACGAUGGAGUGGGAUGCUCAGCGCAAGAGGAUAUAUCAACAUUUCGGGAUCAAACCUAGAGAAGGCGCACCUACGCAUGGGCGAUCAACUUUCCGGACGUCUUCUUCCGAGUCAUCAGCUGGAUUUGGCCGAUCGAAACGAAGUAAAGCUGCCGCGCUGGCUAGCUCAAGGGCUUCUGGAGUUGGUGGCAUGAGUAGCUUUGGAAGGUCAAGUCUACAGAAGUCAGCUAUUGGAGCAGCAAGCUCUGUGGGAAAUCCAAGUCAACAGAUUUUUGCUGAUGUGGAGAAGAAGCUGGAGGCAGAUGGAGUCACCGCAACCCCUCCGGCGGACCGAUUCCAGCGGGAGAAACAGUUACGAUACGCUGAGAAGGUACAAGAGCUGAACCUAGUGAGGCUGGAAAAGCGCUGCUACCCAAUAUGCCACGAGUUCGCCAAAGUGGUUGACCAAGUGGGUGAACAACAUGGGCCAGACCUUGUUAAGGCAUAUAAAGCCUUGAUUGAGAUAGUCUCUGAGCCCGAGGCGAUUGAGCCACCCUCGGACCCAAUUGCAGUAAAGGAGCGCCAAUUUGCGACAGCCUACCUGGACGAAACGCCAUCCGAGGCCAAGAAUAUCGAAGUCAAGAAGAGGAUUCUACGUGGAGGUGCCAGGUGUCUUGAAAAUUUAGCUUUCGAAGAGAUGGAGUCUGUCCUCAACAAGAAUGCUCGAGAAGCGAACGUUGGGGGCAUACCCAAUGUGAUAAAUAAAUUGAAGGCUUACGUCCGGUUAUUGGCUCUAAAGAAGCGCCUUGUUGGCGAUAAUACCGACUUGCAGAUGCUUGGGAAUGACUAUGUCUGGGCACUAGUAUAUUAUCUUUUGCGGACUGGUCAUAUUCAAGAGAUCGUCGAAUAUGUGACCGCUAAUGCUGUCGCAUUCCGGGCCAUCGACCGCAACUUUGCUUCCUACAUUACGGACUACUGCAACAGCCCUGAUAGACGACUUCGCCGAGACCUUCAGGACCGCAUCACCAGCGAAUACAACCAACGCCUUCGCAUAGCCCCGGAGAACUCCAUCGAUCCGUAUAGAAUGGCCUGCUACAAAGUCAUCGGUCGCUGUGAUCUCAAGUCCCGAAAUCUUGAGGGUAUUAACCACACUGUGGAGGAUUUCGUUUGGCUUCAGUUAGCGCUUGCACGAGAGAUCAACCGGGUUGACGAGAUCGCCAAUGAAGUAUACGGGCUUGCGGACCUGCAGAAAACAAUGAAAGAAAUCGGUAGCAGAUUUUUCCUCAAAGGAGGCGCCGAAGUUGGCUGCUCCUUUGGGACUUUCGUUUUCUUCCAGGUUGCCUGCGGUAUGUUUGAGGAGGCUGUUUCGUACCUCUACCCUUACUCCUACGGCGAUGCCGUUCACCUAGCUAUAGCCGCAGAUUACUAUGGCUUGUUGAGAGUGUCUGACCCUAAUGCAAGUGGGGAGGAUCUGUUGAGCUACACCACGAGGGAGAAACCCCAAAUCAACUUUGGUCGCAUGAUUGGCUACUAUACUCGCGACUUCAGGGCUGCAAACGUCUCUGCAGCAGUUGACUACCUAGUCCUCCUGUGUCUGAACCAAGAUCUUCCUGGCCAAGCAGGCACUAAUCAAAUUACCUUAUGCCACGAAGCAUUACGGGAACUUGUUCUUGAAAGCAAAGAUUUCGCCUUGCUAUUGGGAGAUCUUCGUGGUGAUGGACAGCGUGUGAUGGGCCUGAUUGAAGAGCGCAUGCGCCUGAUUGGUCUAAGCCAGACGGACGACCUCGUACGGACCAUCACGAUGCAAGCUGCGAGUGCUGCAGACGACAACGGGCGAACGACCGACGCGGUCUUGUUAUACCACCUUGCAGAGGAAUAUGAUAAUGUGCUGGUCAUUCUCAAUCGGGCAAUGAGCGAAUCUUUGGCAGUGCCUCUCGGCCAAGAUACCUUACGAUUGGAACCACUGAAGCCGCAUCCCAAUCCCAGUUCUGAGCAAGUGAAGAAGGGUAGCCUUAGUCUGUCAUCCGUCGACGAUCCGGUAGUACUUGCUAGGAGCAUGGCUGUGUACUAUGGGGCCAAUAAGAUAUAUUUAGACCGGAUCAAACCAGACAAUAAACACGCAUGUUCUGUUUUAGUUAGUAUCGCUGAUAUAAGGAAGCUGGCCGAACAAGGGAACUGGUCUCUGGUACUGGAAGGUAUUAGCGCCGUCGAUAUCCUUCCCCUCGAGGCCAGGGGGGAUGCAAGUGUCAUCCGACGCUAUGCUGGCAAAUUCUCAUCGCUCCUUCAGCCAGUCGCAAAUAUUGUACCCAAUCUUCUCAUGUGGAGUAUUUUAGCAGCGAACCAGCUCCGUGAGAGCUUGAUGAGCAGCCAAUAUAGCGCGAAUGACGGCGCAAGGCAGAUGAUGAUCCAAGACAUGAAGCAGAAGAACAUGGACAUGACAACAUUUACGAGCCAGUUGAGAUAUAGAUUCCCAGCACAUCUCCAUGAGGCUCUGGCGCGGGCUCAAUCGGAAUAA